This is a messenger RNA of Trichoderma harzianum CBS 226.95, 1476 nucleotides long. RefSeq lists its product as hypothetical. Gene Ontology annotation, molecular function: aldehyde dehydrogenase (NAD+) activity. Lineage: Eukaryota; Fungi; Ascomycota; Sordariomycetes; Hypocreales; Hypocreaceae. The transcript is spliced from 8 exons. The record is from RefSeq and is a predicted model, not a curated record. The coding region runs from base 1 to 1476 and encodes 491 amino acids.
AUGGCGCUGCUCGGCCAGUCGAUUCCAAUUUCUUUUAGCAAAACUUCGUUUAACAAAUUAUAUGUUAAUGGGAAGUACAUAGAGUCAAAUUCUACAGAUACGUUGUCGCUGCUCAAUCCAAAAGACAGCACAUUGGUUGCAGAGAAGAUACCUAUUGCCGAUAAGGUGGACGUUGACGCUGCCGUAAAAUACGCCGAAGCAGCUUUCAAUGGCCCAUGGGCUACUUUUACCUCAUCACAGCGGUCAGAGUGUUUUAGAAAGCUGGCCGAUAUCCUGGAGACAAGACUGCCUGACAUUUUGCAUCUUGACUCUCUUACAACGGGAAAUCCCAUCUCCCUAAUCCCUACCAGAGAAAAGAACUAUAUUAAAAAUUGUCUUUUGUACUACGCUGGUUGGACCGAUAAGUUACGGGGUGACUACUUUCCAGCUGAUGAUGGAUUCGUGAAACUCGUUCGGCAAGAGCCUCUUGGUGUAUGCGUUGCCAUCAACCCAUAUAAUUCUCCUGUAGCAUCCCUGUUUAUCAAGGCUGCACCAUGUUUAGCAACAGGAAACGUUCUCAUUGUGAAGCCUUCAGAGAAAAGUCCACUAGGCUCUCUCGCUGUUGCUCCACUGUUUGAAGAAGCUGGCUUCCCGCCUGGCGUUGUUCAAGUUCUUCCAGGUGAUGGUAAGACUGGCGCGUUGCUAGCUGAGCACAUGCGUGUACGAAAAAUUAGCUUUACCGGCUCAGUCGCUACGGGUAAGAAGAUACAAAUUGCAGCUGCGCAGAGUAACCUGAAACGGGUAACAUUGGAGCUUGGAGGCAAAAGUCCAGCAGUCAUAUUUGAAGACGCAGACAUCGACAAUGCAGUUAUUUGGACCAUCAAUGGCAUCUUAGCUCGAACAGGCCAAGUAUGCGUCGCCGCCUCUCGAGUUUACGUGCAAAAAUCGAUAUCCGAGAAAUUUAUUUCUCAAUAUGUUGAACGGAUGAGAGCAGCGGCACUUGGUAUAGGGGACCCUCAAGACCCAGAUACAAGAUACGGUCCUUUGGCCGACUCAGCGGCAUUCGAAAAAGUUCGCGCCAUGAUUUCUCGAGGAAAGGAAGAAGCAGAGCUGGUGGUAGGCGGCAAUCAAAUCGGAACUAAAGGGUGUUUCAUAGAGCCAACUGUGUUUCUCAAUCCGAAGCCGGAUGCAGAGAUCUACAGGAACGAAGUAUUUGGCCCAGUCGUUGUCGUUAAGACAUUUGACACUGAAGAGGAAGUGAUUGAGGCUGCAAACGACACAGAAUAUGGCUUAAUGGCGGGUGUCUUUACCAAAGAUAUUAAUCGGGCCCUGAGAGUCUCAGCUCGAAUUGACUCCGGAGUUGUGGGAGUCAAUUGUGUGAGCAUGAUGCAUAUACAAGCUCCAUUUGGAGGAAAGAAGGCAUCUGGGAUCGGUAGGGAAUUUGGAGAAUACGCGCUGCGAGCUUUCACGGAGCCAAAGACUAUUUUGAUCAAGUAA